AUGACUACCGCGGCCCUUCUUGUUUCGACAAGCCCGUAUGUUUCAACAGAGGUUCUUGAUUCUUCCCAUGUUGAGCGAAACGCCCGAAAUGACGGAAAGUACAUUCAUGCAACGGGCUCGGGAGAUUACCCGAGCGUUUCACCAAAAAGUCUUCACCGGGACUCGGGAUCGAGCGUCAAGGAAUUCAAGUACCAUGGAGGCCCUGGGCUAACCAUGAGAGGUUUCGUCAGAAAGAGUCCCCAUCAACCAGCUGCAAACUUUAGGGGGGUGUCCGGGGAAAGCGGAGCGCGGCGCGGCUCGUAG
This is a messenger RNA of Chaetomium globosum CBS 148.51, 303 nucleotides long. RefSeq lists its product as uncharacterized. NCBI's taxonomy places the organism in Eukaryota, Fungi, Ascomycota, Sordariomycetes, Sordariales, Chaetomiaceae. The coding region runs from base 1 to 303 and encodes 100 amino acids. The record is from RefSeq and is a predicted model, not a curated record. The transcript has 2 exons.